AUGUCAAAACAUGCGGACAGUUUUUUGAGCCACUGUAUCACAUACACCGCCCAUGACAGCACCGGGGUUACUCGCUUCACUGGUGUUCAGCACGAGGUUAAUCAUACCAGCGAAACCCAGCUGCAAGGCUGGAAGGACGUGAUACACGAGAUGUGUACCGUGUACAAUGAAUGUAUGGUUGGUGCCACAGCAGGUGUUGCAGACCCAAGGGAGCUUGUCACCAAGGUGAAGGGCAUGUUGACAGAUCAUGCUGAGGAUCAGAAAAAACUUGUCCACCUCUUCAGAGAAUGGAAGGAACUUCACAUCAAGAUUGGCCAGGAGCAAUUUUCUGCCCUUACCCUACCUGAAAAGGAGUCUGUAGAUUUCUUUGUAUGGGCAGGAUACUGCAUGCAUAAGGACCUGAAUGCUGUCAAGGGUGGAAAUACUUGCAUGCAAGCUUGGUGGGGACGUAAUGGUGUUGAUGGACUGGUUCUGUUGAUGAACCGUGAUAAUGCAGCAGCUGCAUCUGGGGGGCCCUCCACUGCACAGGCACGUGCAGUGCAUGUUUCCCAAGGGGGGGCUGCAAAAGCACUCGCACUCGCAGGUUCUGUCUUCCGUCAUAAAGACAACAAGAAGGGUCAACAAGAUUCUCUUCGAUUUUUCCUUGAGGCACAACUCAGUUACUUCUCGCCUUGGCCCGACACAAGCAACACCCGCUACCACAGUAAUUGUGAUGGAGCCAGCGAGUGGCUCAUACAUGAAAACUUGUAUGUUGUCUACCUCAAGAUCAUCAUGGACAGGAAGGAUGCUCGCAUGCACACAAACAUCAAGCAAAAUGAGAUGGUAUGUUUCAGCAUGUGGGGACAGUGCAUCAGCCACCCGUAUUUUCGCACUGUCCGUAACUCCUCAGGAAACAUCCUUGACCUUGGUCCUCUCCACAAUUGGCUCAUCACCCACAUCAAAAAGCUUAUCGAUAACAUUGAGCUUGUCUUCAGCAUGGACGCCACUUAUGAGACUGCCACAUUUGAUGGAAAACCAUUCGAGCGGCCGGAAUCAGUUUACAUCAUUUAG
Molecule: messenger RNA, 1050 nt
Organism: Suillus subalutaceus
Lineage: Eukaryota; Fungi; Basidiomycota; Agaricomycetes; Boletales; Suillaceae
Exons: 3
Coding region: 1-1050 (349 amino acids)
Source: RefSeq, a predicted model, not a curated record